AUGGGUGCGCGAAAAAAAGAUAUAGCUUGGUGGUGCAAGUGGGAGUUCAAAGAGGGUAAAAAGACAACAUACGUAAAUGUGGACAAAGCAGUUUUAGAAUGGUUUAAAUCGGCAAGAACACGGAAUUUGCCUAUAUCCGGAGGAUUACUUAAAGAAAAAGCAUUGGAAUUUAGUCAAAAAUUAGAACAACCGAAUUUCAAGGCAAGCACUGGUUGGCUCGAUAAUUGGAAACGAAGAUCUGGUAUAUGUCAUAAAAAGGCGUGUGGUGAGAGUAAUGAUGUAAGCGAAGAAGACUGUAUGAAAUGGCAACGUGAUGUUUUACCUCACUUAUUAGAAGGUUAUCAAGCACGGGACGUAUUCAAUGCAGACGAGACGGGCUUAUUCUUUAAAUGUCUUCCAGAUAACACCUUAACUUUUAAAAACCAGAAAUGCCAUGGAGGAAAGCACAGUAAACAGAGAGUUACGUUGAUGAUUGCCGCAAACAUGGAUGGAUCAGAAAAAUUUAAAAUACUCUUGAUAGAUUUCGAAGCCAUCUGCACAGGCUUGGGAUAUACUCUAAUGGCGCUUGUCGAUUCCGCGACUCAUCCAAUACCUCGCCUGGAACGGUUGGAGAAAAAACUGUUCUCAUGUUCUCAACCCAGUCUAACACCACCUAAGAUUUCUUAA
Molecule: messenger RNA, 666 nt
Organism: Anastrepha obliqua
Lineage: Eukaryota; Metazoa; Arthropoda; Insecta; Diptera; Tephritidae
Product: tigger transposable element-derived protein 4-like
Exons: 4
Coding region: 1-666 (221 amino acids)
Cellular component (GO): nucleus
Molecular function (GO): DNA binding
Source: RefSeq, a predicted model, not a curated record